AUGGUAAGCGCCGAAAGGCGCAAUGCUUGCCGUCUUAAUGAAAUUUGGGAAACCAGAACCGAAUAUUUUCAGUUAGUACCAACUGAUGGACGUAAUGCUGAUGGUGAACCAAUGUUUCUCAAGCUUAAUAUUGGUGGUAUGUCAUUUCUACUCUUAGUUGAAGCAAUUUUACGAGCAGAACCAACUGGGUUUCUCGCUAAAUUUGUUCAGCUGAAUCAUAAAGCUAGGUUGAUGAUAGCAGAUGCCUACAUAGCAUCUGAAGAUGCAUAUUACUUUCAACGAUCACCAAGCGCAUUCGAUCCUAUAUUUCAAUAUUACGCAACUGGCGUCAUUCAUAAGCCAUCAGAAGUGUGUCCCGCAGCAUUUUUAUCCGAAUUAGAAUUUUGGCAAAUUUCUCAUCAACAUAUUGGUUCAUGCUGUGCAGACAUUAUACCUAUGGAACGAAUUGAAGAAGAAGAAGAGAACGUGGAUGAUAAAACUUUUGAUACAUUAAUGUUUGGUCACGUGAGAAGAAGAAUGUGGACAUUUCUGGAGAAACCAAGUUCUUCGUUCCAAGCCAAAGCUUUUGAACUUUCUUCAACUUUAUUUGUUGCUAUUUCUGUUAUGGGUUUAAGCUUUGGAACUAUCCCAGACUUUCAGGUAAUACAAUAUUUGCCAGCUCAGAACGAAACAGUACUUUUACCGAAUGGUACUCUAACAGUAAUAGAAAGAAUUGAAGAAAUAAAAAUUGAGCAUCCAGGAUUUGUAUUUACGGAACGCAUUUGUAUAGCAUUUUUCACCGUCGAAUACUGCUUACGAUUGUUUGCUGCGCCAAGAAAGUUUCGUUUUGCGUUAAAACCAUUAAACUUGGUGGAUUUGAUGGCUAUAAUCCCUUUCUACUUGGAAUUAUUGUUAACAUUCUGUGGUGUUGAUGACAAAAAGCUACGAGAUUUACGUUGGGCUUUUCUGGUUGUUCGCAUAUUACGGGUACUACGGGUGAUAAGAAUAAUCAAACUUGGCAGAUUUAGUUCUGGACUUCAAACUUUUGCCAUGACCUUGCAAAGAAGUCAAAAACAACUGCAAAUGAUGACGAUUGUAUUGCUAACUGGUGUUGUUUUCUUCUCUACAAUGAUAUAUUUUUUGGAAAAAGAUGAAGUUGAAACACCAUUUACUAGCAUUCCUGCUGCUUAUUGGUGGUGUAUAGUAACGAUGACAACAGUGGGUUACGGAGACGCUGUUCCAGCAACUACAAUGGGGAAAAUCAUUGCAUCUGUUGCAAUUAUGUGUGGUGUAUUGGUGCUAGCUUUACCGAUUACUAUCAUUGUGGAUAAUUUUAUAAAAGUUGCGCAAGAUGAGCAGCAAGCAGAACAACAAAAAUUGGAGCACUUGAAACACGAGGGAACAAUACAAUCAAUGCUCAAUAAAGAAGCUGACAAUGAAGAUUACAAUGCUAUCAGUGAUUAA
This is a messenger RNA of Thelazia callipaeda (thelaziosis nematode), 1443 nucleotides long. The record is from the annotation of a GenBank genome assembly. Lineage: Eukaryota; Metazoa; Nematoda; Chromadorea; Rhabditida; Thelaziidae.